CGGGCCCUGACGCGGACGCCGGCGGGGCCGCGCGAGGUGAGGCUCCCGGAAAGGAGCUGAGCCCCUAGGCAGCCGGUUUCUCGGCACCCCUGCCGUCGCCGCUUCCGCGUCCUCCCGUCCGCUAUGGAGCCGCCCCGCGGCCCCCCGCGCCCGGGAGCCCUGGCCCGCACAGCAGUUCCCGGAACAAGAGGAUGGUGACUCCAGAAGGGCCCCAGCACUGUUGCUGUCACUGUGUGUGACGAGUACUAACCCCCACAACGCUGCCUGGUCUCUGGCUUUUUUGCAGUAUGGGGAGGAUUGGCAUCUCCUGUCUCUUUCCUGCUUCUUGGCAUUUUAGCAUCUCUCCAGUGAGCUGUCCUCGAAUUCUGAAUACCAACGUACGCCAAAUUAUUGUCAUUAGCAUCUUGGCUGCUGCUGUCUCACUGUUAUACUUCUCUGUUGUCAUAAUCCGGAAUAAGUAUGGGCGACUAUCCAAAGACAAGAAGUUUCAAAGGUACUUGGCCCGAGUCACGGACAUUGAAGCCACGGACACCAACAACCCCAGUGUGAACUAUGGUAUUGUGGUGGACUGCGGGAGCAGCGGGUCUCGGGUCUUUGUCUAUUGUUGGCCGCAGCACAAUGGCAACCCUCGCGAUCUGCUGGAUAUCAGGCAAAUGAGGGAUAAAAACCGAAAGCCAGUGGUGAUGAAAAUAAAGCCAGGCAUCUCGGAAUUCGCUACCUCUCCGGAGAAAGUCAGCGAUUACAUUUCUCCUCUCCUGAACUUUGCUGCAGAGCACGUGCCACGAGUGAAGCACAAAGAGACACCGCUCUACAUCCUCUGCACGGCUGGCAUGAGAGUCCUUCCCAAAAGCCAACAGAAAGCCAUUCUGGAAGACCUCCUGGCGGACAUCCCUGUGCACUUUGAUUUUCUGUUUUCGGACUCGCAUGCCGAAGUCAUUUCAGGGAAACAGGAAGGUGUGUAUGCUUGGAUCGGCAUCAAUUUUGUCCUUGGACGAUUUGAGCAUAUCGAAGAGGAUGACGAGGCUGUCGUGGAAGUGAGCCUUCCAGGCAAUGAGAACAGUGAGGCCAUCAUCCGUAAGAGAACCGCAGGCAUCCUCGACAUGGGAGGCGUGUCCACUCAGAUAGCGUACGAAGUCCCCGAAACUGUAAGCUUUGCCUCCUCACAGCAGGAGGAAGUAGCUAAAAACUUGUUAGCUGAAUUUAACUUGGGGUGCGACGCCCACCAAACUGAGCACGUGUACCGCGUCUAUGUCGCCACAUUCCUUGGGUUUGGUGGCAACGCUGCUCGACAGAGAUACGAGGACAGACUGUUCGCCAGCGUGCUUCAGAAGGGCAGGGUGCUGGGCAAGCAGACUGGUCUGACUGCUGAUGCUCCAUAUCUAGACCCCUGCCUGCCCCUUGACAUUAAAGAUGAGAUCCAGCAAAACGGGCAGACCGUGUACCUGCGGGGGACCGGAGACUUCGACCUCUGCCGAGAGUCCCUACAGCCCUUGAUGAAUAAAACCAAUGAGACACAGACUUCCCUCAACGGGGUCUACCAGCCCCCAAUUCACUUCCACAACAGCGAGUUCUAUGGCUUUUCUGAAUUCUACUAUUGCACUGAGGAUGUGUUACGCAUGGGGGGAGACUACAAUGCUGCUAAAUUCACUAAAGCUGCAAAGGAUUACUGUGCAACGAAGUGGUCCAUCUUGCGGGAUCGCUUUGACCGAGGGCUGUAUGCAUCCCAUGCUGAUCUCCAUCGGCUUAAGUAUCAGUGCUUCAAAUCUGCCUGGAUGUUUGAGGUGUUCCAUCGGGGCUUCUCAUUUCCCGUCCACUACAGGAGCCUCAAGACUGCCUUGCAGGUGUAUGACAAGGAAGUGCAGUGGACCCUGGGGGCCAUCCUCUACAGGACCCGCUUUCUGCCCUUGAGAGACAUCCAGCAGGAGGCCUUCCGGGCUAGUCACUCCAACUGGCGGGGUGUGUCCUUUGUCUACAACCACUACCUGUUCUCUGGCUGCUUCCUGGUGGUCCUGCUGUCCAUCCUCCUCUAUGUGCUACGGCUGCGGCGCUUCCACCAGCGCACACUACGGGGAGUUUCCGCGGCCACACUCUGGAUGGAGGAAGGCCUGCCAGCGCAGAAGGGUACUGGCACCUUGUGAGCAGGCGCUGCUCCCAGAAGAC
Octodon degus (degu) is the source of this 2160-nucleotide messenger RNA. It is a transcript of the gene Entpd4, whose product is annotated as ectonucleoside triphosphate diphosphohydrolase 4. Gene Ontology annotation, cellular component: membrane. NCBI's taxonomy places the organism in Eukaryota, Metazoa, Chordata, Mammalia, Rodentia, Octodontidae. Gene Ontology annotation, molecular function: nucleoside diphosphate phosphatase activity. Gene Ontology annotation, biological process: nucleoside diphosphate catabolic process. Bases 288 to 2138 code for a protein of 616 amino acids. The record is from RefSeq and is a predicted model, not a curated record. The transcript is spliced from 13 exons.